Ziziphus jujuba (common jujube) is the source of this 1480-nucleotide messenger RNA. RefSeq lists its product as uncharacterized. Gene Ontology annotation, molecular function: structural constituent of ribosome. Gene Ontology annotation, biological process: translation. The coding region runs from base 280 to 1218 and encodes 312 amino acids. NCBI's taxonomy places the organism in Eukaryota, Viridiplantae, Streptophyta, Magnoliopsida, Rosales, Rhamnaceae. The record is from RefSeq and is a predicted model, not a curated record. The transcript has 8 exons. Gene Ontology annotation, cellular component: ribosome.
AAAAAAAAAAAAAAAAAAAAAAAAAAAAAAAAAACUCGAACUCAGUUAACUCGAAGUGCCGCCGUCUGCCUCCAUCAGACUAGUACCCCUUUGCUCGAUUAUUCCCGCCGUCUAACUCUCCGGCAUCUGGGCUUAGCUUUUCUCCGAUACCGGAAUUUUUGGGUAGCCAAAUUUCUGCAAUUGCUUUUCAAAGAAAUCGGUUAGGAAUCUCUUCUCCUUCUUCUCUCAACGGUUGAUGACCACCUAGGCAAAUUAUUCUCAUCGGAAGAGUAGACUUCUAUGGCUCUUUCAACUUCCAGAAGACUAUUGCGCUCUUUUGGCUCGUUAUCUUCCUUUGCCCGCUGCUCCAUUAAUUCCCCAACUCUAACCUGCCCAUUGUUUGAUGCUUUUCAUGGGGAUAGCUUAAAGUCUGCAGACCCUUGGGCCAUUUUCAAGGGUGCUGGGUCAUGUUUCUAUUAUCAAAGAAAGCUUUCAACUUCUAUCCUAACUCCUGGAUCAAGUGAAGGUGCAUUUCCUUCUGAUUUAUUGUCCACGAAGCCUUUGGUGGCACCAGAAAGAACUAUAGGACUUUGUCAGGACCUGGUCAUUCCAGUGACAAAUUUUCAUAAUGAAGACAAAGGCUUCAUGGUUUUGGCUGGUGAUGUAUUUGAUGUACCUAUUAGGAAGGACAUUAUUCAUCGUGUAGUCCUAUGGCAGCUCGCGAAACGCCAACAGGGAACACAUUCGACUAAAACUAUUAGUGAGGUUAGUGGAACUGGAAGAAAGCCAUGGAGACAGAAGGGUACUGGUCGUGCACGGCAUGGAACUUUACGUGGCCCUCAGUUUAGGGGAGGUGCUAUAAUGCAUGGUCCUAAGCCCCGAAGUCAUGCUUUUAAGUUGAAUAAGAAGGUUCGACGGCUAGGGCUGAAGAUUGCUCUGACAGCUCGUGCAGCUGAGGGAAAGCUUCUGGUUUAUGAGGACUUAGAGUUACCCACACACAAGACCAAGAAUAUUGUGAACCACAUCAAGGAAAUGGAGAAUACCAAGAAAGUUCUGCUGGUCGAUGGUGGUCCCAUAAGUGAAAAGCUGAGGUUGGCGACACAAAAUUUACAUUAUGCGAAUAUACUGCCCUCAAUUGGUUUGAAUGUCUACAGCAUUCUGCUGCAUGAUACACUAGUGAUGUCCCGUGAUGCAGUGAAUAGAAUCGUUGAGCGAAUGCACACUCCAAUUAACCGUUAAUGUCUCUAAUCCUCCAUCAAGAAGAAGAAAAUGAAAUUAGCCACACAUUAUUUUAUUUUUCUUUCGUUUAACUUUGUACCAUGAACUAGGAAUUUUGGAGUUAAAUUUUCGUUUGAGUUUCACAUGAAUGCGGUCUGUUCUUUCUUGAUAAUGGCUUUAUCCCAUUAAUUGUAUUGUCGUGCUAUUUAUAGUAAUGGCAUGUGGAAUGUCGUCCACCCAACAAAAGGAAGCAUCUGAAUAAAAUUUUAGCUAUUUUUCAUUA